This is a messenger RNA of Xenia sp. Carnegie-2017, 1333 nucleotides long. RefSeq lists its product as uncharacterized. Gene Ontology annotation, cellular component: membrane. The transcript has a single exon. The coding region runs from base 213 to 1070 and encodes 285 amino acids. The record is from RefSeq and is a predicted model, not a curated record. NCBI's taxonomy places the organism in Eukaryota, Metazoa, Cnidaria, Anthozoa, Malacalcyonacea, Xeniidae. Gene Ontology annotation, biological process: G protein-coupled receptor signaling pathway. Gene Ontology annotation, molecular function: G protein-coupled receptor activity.
AUAUGUUGUGUACGCGUAUGAAACACGAAUCUUUCAAUUGUUUGAUUGGCUCGGUCGUCAACAUUUUACCAGACAUGACAGGUGAAUAACUUUAAAAUUGAUGCUAAUUUUCUCAUACUGCAAAUUUGUCAGUAUAUGCAACACAUCUCAAUGCAAACUUUGCAUCUUGCUGCGGCCUACACAAUUUUGGUGAAAGGUUUCUUCAUCUUCAAAUGAUGAAUUCAUCCAAGCUGGCAAGCAUUGUUUUAUUGUUGAUCUUUAAUUGGACAUUUUUUUGUGCAGGAAUAUUUCUAAAUUCCGUUGUUAUCAUCAGUAUACGGCGAUCAUCACAACUGCGGAAAAAGCUUUGUUAUUUCAUGAUAUGUCUGUUGUCUUGUGCUGACUUCGCUGUUGUUGUAAUUAUUCAUCCAUCUAUCGCGUGGAUCGCUUAUUAUUAUGGAGAGAAGUAUAAAACUAACGAAAUUAUCUUUCGAAGUGUCUUUUUCGUCGUACUAGGUAUUUCAGUUUUGAUGGUAUUGACACUGAACAUCGAACGAUUCUUGGCAGUCAAAUUUCCUUUUUUUCAUCAAACGCAAGUAACAAAAAAGAGUUUAAUAGCUUUCGCUGCAUGCCUGGUAUGUUUUUUCGUUCUUCUACAAAGUCUCGUUUGGUUGAACAUUAUACAGAGCACAUUGUACAUUACUCUUCCUCUGUUCUCAGUUAUCCUUGUUUACUUAAACUUUGAAAUGUAUAAAAUUGCAAGAUCAAAAGAAAGAAACAUGGCACGCAUGAAUUCAAUGGACAAUAGUACAAGGAAUUAUCAGAAGACAUCAGUGCCAACGUUUUUGAUUGUCAUCUUGUUAAUGUUUUUCAUGCUUCCUCGUGCUGUAACAUCCGCGUACAUUAGCUACAGUUCAAAUAUAACUUUUCACAAAAUACUAAAAGUUCAUCUUGAACUUUGGAGUAACACCAUUAUGGCUAUGAGCUCAUCUUUUAAUUGUCUGGUGUUUUUUUGGAAAAUUUCAAUAUUGCGUCGUGAAGGAUUAAAGAUUGUCGGGAAACUAAAUUUUUGCAAAACAUUAGAGGAAUGAACUUAGUUGUUGUUAAUGACUCUAAUCGAAAAUAAACGUCAAUUCGAAAAUAUGUUUCACAAUGUCGUAAUAUUUCGUAUAAAUGUUAGCACAUUGCAAAAAUAAGUAUUAUGCAGCCCCAACGCAUGCAGGGAACAGCUAACUAAAAUAUUUAUUAGAGAAAGAAAUGAUAAUCUAUAAAAAUGUUGUUAGGUUAUAAUUUGUUAUUAACUUUUUUAACUGUAAACAAAUUCAAACAAAAAAAGUUGUUUCGCUCUUCUAAA